AUGAGUGUUGAUAUAAUAUCUACUCUACAAGAUCCCGAGGCAUUUCAUAAUGCAGUUUCAACAAAUGAAGGUAUAGAAUCAAUAAGAUUAAAUUUAAUUCAACAUUUAGAUAAUAAAGAACAAGAAAUUAAACAAUUAGAAAGUGCUAAAAAAUCUUUCCAAAAAGCUUCAAUGGAAAUUGGUAAUGUGCUUAUUGCAGUUGCUAUGGGUGAUUUAACAAAACAAGUUGAAAUUAAUGAUGAACCUGAUCCUGAAAUCCUUAAAGUUAAAAUGACUAUAAAUACAAUGGUUGAUCAAUUACAUACUUUUGCAAGUGAAGUUACCAAAAUUGCAACUGAUGUUGCUCAUGGUGAAUUUGGUGGUCAAGUUAAAAAUCAAGGUACCGUUGGGAUUUGGAGAACUUUAUCUGAUAAUUUAAAUGUUAUGGCUUUAAAUUUAACAAAUCAAGUUAGAGAAAUUGCUGAAGUUGUUAGAGCUGUUGCUGGUGGUGAUUUAUCAAGAAAAAUAAAUGUUCAUGCCCAGGGGGAAAUCUUAGAAUUACAAAAUAUUAUAAAUACAAUGGUUGAUCAAUUGAAAACUUUUGCUUUUGAAGUUACAAGAGUUUCAAGAGAAACUGGUGUUGAAGGUCGUUUAGGUGGUCAAGCUGUUGUUAUUGGUGCAGAGGGGAUAUGGAAAGAAUUAACUGAUAAUGUUAAUGCUAUGGCUACUAAUUUAACUAAUCAAGUUAGAAAUAUUGCAAAUGUUACCACUGCUGUAGCAAAAGGUGAUUUAUCCAAGAAAGUUACAGCAGAUUGUAAAGGUGAAAUCUUAGAUUUAAAAUCCACUAUAAAUCAAAUGGUUGAUUCUUUACAAACUUUUGCCCUUGAAGUAACUUCAUUAGCUACUGAUGUUGGUAUAAAAGGUAUAUUAGGUGGUCAAGCCGUUGUUAAUGGUGUAGAAGGUGCAUGGAAAGAUUUAACAGAUAAUGUUAAUGCAAUGGCUACAAAUUUAACAAAUCAAGUUAGAUCAAUUGCAGCUGUUACUACUGCAGUUGCUCAUGGUGAUUUAUCACAAAAAAUUGAUGUUAAAGCUCAAGGUGAAAUUUUAGAAUUAAAAUCAACUAUAAAUAAGAUGGUUGAUUCUUUACAAGUUUUCGUUAGUGAAGUUACAAGAGUGGCAAAAGAUGUUGGUAUUGAUGGGAAAUUAGGUGUCCAGGCUCAAGUUUCUGAUGUUGAUGGUUUAUGGAAAGAGAUUAUUACAAAUGUUAAUGUUAUGGCUGCUAAUUUAACUUCACAAGUUCGUGCUUUUGCUCAAAUUACUGCUGCUGCAACUGAUGGUGAUUUUACAAAAUUUAUUACUGUUGAAGCAAGUGGUGAAAUGGAUACUUUGAAAACUAAAAUUAAUCAAAUGGUUUUCAAUUUAAGAGAAUCAAUUAAAAGAAAUACUGCAGCAAGAGAAGCUGCUGAAUUAGCCAACAGAGCAAAAUCUGAAUUUUUAGGUAUUUUUUCACAUGAAUUAAGAACUCCAUUCAAUGGUAUUUUAAAUUAUACUCAAUUAACUUUAGAUACUGAAUUAUCUCAAUAUCAAAGAGAAAUGUUAUCAACUGUUCAUAAUUUAGCAAAUUCUUUAUUAACAAUCAUUGAUGAUAUUCUGGAUAUUUCUAAAAUUGAAGCUAAUAGAAUGACAAUUGAACAAGUUGAAUUUACUUUAAGAGGUACUGUGUUCGGUGCUUUAAAGACACUUGCAGUAAAAUCCAUUGAAAAACCAAUUGAUUUAAUUUAUCAAGUUGAUGCAUCAUUCCCAGAUUCACUUAUCGGGGAUUCUUUUAGAUUAAGACAAGUUAUAUUAAAUUUAGUUGGUAAUGCUAUAAAAUUCACUUCAAAAGGUCAUGUUAGUUUAAGUGUUAAAAAGGCAACAACAUCAUUAGAACAACAAAUCACAUCUACGGUACAAAAUAAUAAUUUUGUUAUUGGUCAUGAUUCUUCAACAAUUGUGGAAUCAAAUAAAGCUCCAGAAGAUGAUGUCUUGGUAUUAGAAUUUUGUGUUUCUGAUACAGGUAUUGGUAUUAGAAAAGAAAAAUUAGAUUUAAUUUUUGAAAAUUUUACACAAGCUGAUGGUUCAACAACAAGAAAAUUUGGUGGUACAGGUUUAGGUUUAUCAAUUUCCAAGAGAUUAAUUCAUUUAAUGGGUGGUGAAAUUUGGGUUACAUCUGCUUAUGGUAAAGGUUCAAGAUUUUAUUUUACUAUAGCAGUUCGUCCUGUUAAACAAGUUUUUUCAAAACAAUCAGAUGCUUUAUUAACUUUUAAUUUACAUCAAAUUUUAUUUAUUUCAACUGAACAUACUGUGGAAGAAGCUGAAAAAAUUGAACAAGAAUUAAGAGAAUUAAAUUUAAGACCAACAACAGUUCGUAAAAUUGAAGAUGCUAAUUUACAAGAACCUUGUAAAUAUGAUGUUAUUAUUAUUGAUUCAUUAGAAACUGGUAAUAAAUUAAGAUUAUUACCUGAUAUUAAAUAUAUUCCAUUUGUUUUAAUACAUAAGAGUAUUCCAAGUUUAAAUAUGAGAAUUUGUUUAGAUUUAGGUAUUCAAUCUUAUGGUAAUACACCAUGUUCAAUUAUGGAUUUAGCAGGUUAUUUAAAACCUGCAUUAGAAUCAAGAAUUGUUCCAAGUGAUGAUGAUGCACCACAAUCUUAUAAUAUUUUAUUAGCUGAAGAUAAUUUAGUUAAUCAAAAAUUAGCUGUUCGUAUAUUAGAAAAAUAUGGUCAUGAAGUUACAGUUGCUAAAAAUGGUCUUGAAGCUUUUGAAGAAGUUAAAAAAAGUAGAUAUGAUGUUGUUUUAAUGGAUGUUCAAAUGCCAAUUAUGGGUGGAUUUGAAGCAACUGAAGAAAUUAGAAAAUGGGAAAAAAAUAUGAAUCCAAUUGAUCCAUUAUCUGUUAGAGUUCCAAUUAUUGCAUUAACUGCUCAUGCAAUGUUGGGAGAUCGUGAAAAAUGUAUGCAAGCACAAAUGGAUGAAUAUAUUUCAAAACCAUUAAAACCAAAUUUAUUAAUUCAAACAAUUGCAAAAACAAUUCAUCAUGUUAAUAAAUUAAAAGAAAUUGCAAGUAUGAAUCCAACAAAUAAUCAAUUAGCAAAUGAAGGUUUAUUAAAUUUACCAUCAAAUGGUAAUUCAACACAAAAUAUAACUGAAUUAAUUGCUCAACAUCAACAAUCUUCUCAACAACAACCACAAGCUAAAAGAUCAAGUUCAAAUGAAGAAUUAGGUAAAGUUCAUUAUUCAAUUAAUGAUCCAACAACAUUAAAUAAUUUUGCCACUGCAUUAUCUCCUGCAUUAAGAACAUCAAUUGAAAGACCAACAUUAUCAACAAAUAAUAGAUCAAUAACUGAUAGUGCUGUUAGAACUUUAAGUUCAAUAACUAAUUCUCCAAUUGAAGGUGAAUUCUCUACUAGUCCUUCGAAAUUAUUACCAAAUCAAGAUGAUUCAAGUAAUAAAGAUAAAGAUGGUGAUGAACAAGUUGAAAUUUAG
Molecule: messenger RNA, 3498 nt
Organism: Hansenula ciferrii
Lineage: Eukaryota; Fungi; Ascomycota; Saccharomycetes; Phaffomycetales; Wickerhamomycetaceae
Gene: NIK1
Product: Hybrid signal transduction histidine kinase J
Exons: 1
Coding region: 1-3498 (1165 amino acids)
Biological process (GO): phosphorelay signal transduction system; phosphorylation; cellular hyperosmotic response
Cellular component (GO): membrane
Molecular function (GO): phosphorelay sensor kinase activity
Source: RefSeq, a predicted model, not a curated record